Molecule: messenger RNA, 1133 nt
Organism: Nematostella vectensis (starlet sea anemone)
Lineage: Eukaryota; Metazoa; Cnidaria; Anthozoa; Actiniaria; Edwardsiidae
Exons: 4
Coding region: 541-990 (149 amino acids)
Source: RefSeq, a predicted model, not a curated record
CAUCAAAAUUUAUAUGAAAAUCAAAAAAUAAAGAUUUGAAUUUAGAAUGUGCCAUGUUUGUCGUCCUUUAUUACGCUUACUUUAAAGCUUCAAGAAUCUAACUUCAAUCUUAAAGAAAAGAAUAGGGAUCUGGCGACCAAAUGCACCGAAAAGAUACAUUGAGUGGAAGAUUAAGGUAGAUUCUUAGGCGAAACAAAAUAGCACUUUUUGUCUGAAGAAAUUAUUGUCUGAAGUUCACGCGGAAUCAUUGGAAUUAGGCUUAGAGACCGGAAAUCAGAAUUCCACUCUAUCCGGGUGGAGCCAGGCCAAUAUAAAGCAAGCAAUUCGAGUGUGUUGAGCUGGGUGCCAAUGGACCUUGGCAACAGGAAUGAGACUUGAUGGGUGCCAACGGACUAGGAUAAAAUAGCGGACACCUCGAUCUUACACAGGUACCCUCUUAGUUUCCAAGUGGCGUGUUAAAGCAUACUCUGUUCGGGGCGUCACCAGCGUGUUCCUUCCUCACAAAUCACUCCACAACAACACGGAUCUCUGCAAGCUAGAAUGCGAGUCUGUUGGCAAAAACUCUCGUUGCUUUUGCUUAUACCAUAUUUGGCCAGAGGGGAGAAAGCAAUGCUGGAACGACACCGGCGUGGUUUCCGGUCGUAUUUCUAUAACUACCUAGACGAGAUAGCGAUGUCUAUCUGUUCAGCAAUUCCAGCAGACGGCCCAGGGCUGAUAUACGCCGUACGGAGGACAUGUGGAGACAAGGACGACUGCCGUAAAAUCUGCACAGACCCCAAGCUACGAGAACAGGGCCCUAAAGAAGUUCAGCAAUUAACCUGGACCUGUACCGAGUCCCUCCAUGUAUACAAGAGACAGCCCUCCCUGGCUGAUAACUAUGACGACUACACGGACUCCCGUAAGCUUGGCCUGGCUGUCUUCAGGCAUCACUCGUGUACCGUGACGGGCUGUGGGCCCAACUACUGCUGCUGUCGAGCCGUAGCGCUCUAAGGAUCGUUCACGUAUCGAAUAAGUUUGACGCCGACAACGUUGUACCUGCCGUUCACAUCUCAUACUAGAACUAGCGAGGUUUUGUCGCUUGUGAUUUCUGUAUCCCUUAACAAAAAUGUAAUAAAUCUCAAUUGCCUUAUUGA